CCUUCUGACGGAGCCGCGUGCGGAGGCCUGUCCGCCGGAGCGGAGCCUGGGCGUCGGGUCCUCGUCCCCCCGCGGCGCCACACCGCGAGUGCAGCCAUGAGCGCCAUCGAGCAGAUGCGGGCCAAUGUGGGGAAGCUGCUGAAAGGCAUCGACCGGUAUAAUCCUGAGAAUCUGUCAACUUUAGAACGAUAUGUGGAGACUCAGGCCAGGGAGAAUGCUUAUGAUCUGGAAGCCAAUCUGGCCGUUCUUAAACUGUAUCAGUUCAAUCCCGCUUUUUUCCAGACUACUGUAACUGCACAGAUCUUGCUAAAAGCAUUGACUAACCUGCCACACACAGACUUCACACUCUGUAAGUGUAUGAUCGACCAGACACAUCAGGAGGAGCGGCCAAUCCAACAAAUUCUGAAUCUAGGUGACCUCUUAGAGACCUGCCAUUUCCAAGACUUCUGGCGAAAUCUCGAGGAAAAUGCUGAGCUAAUUGAUGGAAUAACAAGUUUUGAAGAUUCUGUGCGUAAAUUUAUCUGUCAUGUUGUUGGAAUCACCUAUCAAACGAUAGACAAGUGGCUGCUGGCUGAAAUGUUAGGAGAUCUGACAGAUUCCCAGUUGCAAGCUUGGAUGAGCAAGUAUGGCUGGACUGAGUCUGAACCCGACAAAAUCUUUAUUUGCAACCAAGAAGAAAGUAUCAAACCCAAAAAUAUUGUGGAGAAGAUAGAUUUUGACAGUGUGGCAAGUAUCAUGGCUUCAUCACAGUGAACUCCU
Pristis pectinata (smalltooth sawfish) is the source of this 759-nucleotide messenger RNA. RefSeq names its product eukaryotic translation initiation factor 3, subunit K (gene eif3k). Lineage: Eukaryota; Metazoa; Chordata; Chondrichthyes; Rhinopristiformes; Pristidae. Gene Ontology annotation, molecular function: ribosome binding; translation initiation factor activity. Gene Ontology annotation, cellular component: cytoplasm; eukaryotic translation initiation factor 3 complex. Bases 97 to 753 code for a protein of 218 amino acids. The transcript is spliced from 8 exons. Gene Ontology annotation, biological process: regulation of translational initiation. The record is from RefSeq and is a predicted model, not a curated record.